This is a messenger RNA of Alosa alosa (allis shad), 1850 nucleotides long. RefSeq names its product claudin 5b (gene cldn5b). The transcript has a single exon. The record is from RefSeq and is a predicted model, not a curated record. Gene Ontology annotation, biological process: bicellular tight junction assembly; cell adhesion. Gene Ontology annotation, molecular function: structural molecule activity. Bases 153 to 800 code for a protein of 215 amino acids. Lineage: Eukaryota; Metazoa; Chordata; Actinopteri; Clupeiformes; Clupeidae. Gene Ontology annotation, cellular component: bicellular tight junction; plasma membrane.
AUAAAUUUCUUUACCCAAAGAUUUUGCAUUCUUGGUUGUGGAUGUGAUAUGUAGAAAGUGUUUCAGAAAUUACAGAGAAACGGAUUUCACUCUCCUGAACUUCUCAAAACGUGCAUUUAUUUUGCAGAACCGGAUAAUAGAAAAUAGGAAAAAUGAUUUCUGCCUGUUUGGAAUUCCUCGCCCUGGGGCUGUGCGGGUCUGGUACCCUACUGGUGAUGGUGGCGUGCGGGCUGCCAAUGUGGAAAGUCUCCGCUUUCAUCGAAGGCAACAUCGUCGUAGCGCAGAACAUCUGGGACGGACUGUGGAUGUCCUGCGUUGUUCAGAGCACGGGUCAAAUGCAGUGCAAGGUGCACGACUCUGUGCUGGCGCUGACCACAGACCUGCAGACGGCCAGAGCGCUCACGGUCAUCUCCGCUGUCCUGGGUGUGCUGGGCCUCACCUUCACCAUCGCCGGCGCACAGUGCACCAACUGCAUCAAAACCGAGAACACCAAGACGAAGGUGGUGAACGCCGGUGGAGUGAUCUACAUCGUCAGCGGCUUGUUCGUGCUGAUUCCUAUCUGCUGGAUGGCGAAUAACAUCAUCUCCGACUUUUACAACCCGCAGAUCAUGCCUGCCAACAAGCGCGAGAUCGGGGCUGCGCUGUACAUUGGAUGGGCGGCCGCCGGACUUCUACUUGUUGGAGGCACCAUUCUAUGUUGCUCCUGUCCUCAACAAUUAAAGUCUUCAUAUCCCAUAAAGUACGCCCCGACAAAGAGCGUCACUCAAAACGGAGACUAUGACAAGCGAAAUUAUGUUUAAGCGUAGGUCUACCGAGGGUUUAUAAUUUUGCCUCACGAACCUUUAACGGAUGACACCUGCAGGCUACUGUAGGGUGCUUGAGCGCACACCCCAGUCGCUCGCUCGCGAGGACAGCUGUUUGGUGUCUCCGUGGCAUCUUCAAGCACCCCGUCAAGGAUGGACUCAGUACUUACAUUUACAAGUAGGCUAUGAGAGGAACCGCUCCUUAUGUCUGAAACUUUUGUUGUUGUUUUUUUCUAUGUAUCUGUCAAAUUCUUCUAGCCAGUUGAAUGAGAUAAUGAGAGUACUCCAUUCGUUCGUCUUGGAAUCGAAACUGAGAUUGUUUAGUGAUAUUUGUGUUUAGAAUAUUAUUUCAAUCGGUCUAAGCCUACAAGUUCAAUUGGUUGCAACCAAAAUUCCCAUCAGUUAAGACAGUUUCAUCCUUGGUAGGCCUAAUUAGACACGGUCUGCUUAUUAACAGCUCCAUAUAGCACAAUGAAUAGCCUCCAUUGUUUGUCAAGUGCAUAGCUAUGCAUAGCCUAUAUCUGGCUGCACCCUUAUCACAACAAUUGCCCAAUUAUACUUCUAGCAAAUCGACUGUGUAGUAUGUUUGACGUAGCUCAUAUGGUCAGUACCUCUGUAUUUUUCAAAGAAAUAAACAAACAGGUUCAGGAAUUGUUUAUGAACGUCCUGUAUGAUCCACUUGUGCUGUACAUUGUGACUUUUCAUGUGUAUAAAUGAGCUGUAAAGAAUCAUUGUCUAAUAAACUUGUACAUUUUUUUGAAUUAUGAAUCUCUUGUACAAGAGCAAGGCACCUAACCCCUAAGUCCUCCCCAAGCGCCACUGUAGCAGGCGGCUCACUGCUCCGGGUUAGUGUUCCCUCACGGUAUCUAAAGAGUAUACUAUACUAUUUAUAUACUAUACUAUACUAUACUAAAUAACAACCAGAAAAUCCAUCAAUUAGGCCUAAUAUGAUCAAUACAUCUGUUUUACAUGAUCAAUUUCCAUGCUUAUAAAUUAGCUGUAAAGAGUCAUUGUCUAAUAAACUUGUGAUUUUUUUUUAAUUAUGAA